AUGUUCCUUCUGUCCAUGACCUUCUGCUUUAUUUCUAAAGCACUAGGUUUUGUUGUUAUGAAAAGUUCCAUCACUCAAAUAGAAAGGAGAUUUGAAAUUCCAUCUUCAGUUGCUGGCUUAAUUGAUGGAAGCUUUGAAAUGGGAAAUUUGCUUGUGAUUGUAUUUGUGAGUUAUUUUGGAUCCAAACUACACAGACCAAAGCUAAUUGGAAUUGGUUGCUUCCUUAUGGGAACUGGAAGUAUUUUGACUGCUUUACCACAUUUUUUCAUGGGAUAUUACAGGUAUUCUAAAGAAAUUUACAUUACUUCAUCAGAAAACUCAACAUCAAGUUUUUUAACCUGUUCACUUAAUCACAAUUCACUACUCAAUAGAACAUUACCUGAGGUAGUGGGAAAAGGUAAUGAAAAGGAAUCUGGAUCAUAUAUGUGGCUAUUUGUACUAAUGGGUAAUAUGCUUCGUGGAAUUGGAGAAACACCCAUAGUACCCUUAGGGAUUUCUUAUAUUGAUGAUUUUGCUGAAGAAGGACAGUCUUCUUUGUAUUUAGGAAUUUUGAAUGCAGUUGGAAUGAUUGGUCCAAUAAUUGGCUUUGUAAUGGGGUCUUUGUUUUCUAAAAUGUACGUGGAUAUUGGUUAUGUUGAUCUGGGCACAAUAAAAAUAACUCCUAAGGACUCUCGUUGGGUUGGUGCUUGGUGGCUUAGUUUCCUUGUGAGUGGACUGGUGUCCAUUUCUUCCUCCAUUCCAUUUUUUUUCCUGCCCAAAAGUUUGGAUAAACAAGAAAGAAAGAGAGAAAGGGAAUCUUCAGUACCUUUGCAUGCCCUCAAAACAGAUAAGGAAACAAGUCAAGUGGCUAAAUUAGACAACCAUGGGAAAAAUAUUACUGGUUUGUUUCAGUCCUUGAAAAACAUCAUUAGCAAUCCUCUUUAUGUUUGUAUAUUGGGUGCAACUUUGCUGCACUUCAACAGCUUUAUUGGUGGUCUUACUUAUAACUUUAAAUAUUUAGAACAACAGUAUGAUCAUACACCAUCUGAAGCUAACAUUCUGCUUGGAGUCAUAUUCUUACCAUCUUUUGCAACUGGAUUAUUAGUGGGAGGAUAUAUCGUUAAAAGAUUCAAAUUUACUUUGAUUCAAGUUGCCAAAUUUUCAUUUUCUGUCUAUGUAAUCGCCUUCCUACUGGCUUCAGUCAAUCUUAUGCUAAUUUGUGAAAGAAAAUCAGUUGCUGGCCUAACCUUGACCUAUGAUGGAAAUGAUCCAGUGGCCAUUCCUAAAAAUCUACCACUUUCUCAUUGCAACUCAGACUGCAAUUGUGAUAAAAAUCAAUGGGAACCAGUCUGUGGGAACAAUGGAAUAACAUACUUGUCACCUUGUCUAGCAGGAUGCAAAUCUUCAAGUGGCAAUAAAAAGCCUGUAGAGUUUUAUAACUGUAGUUGUGUGGGAGAAACUGAUUUCCAGAAUACAAGUAACUUGGCUCAUUUGGGUAUAUGUCCAAGAGAUGAUCGGUGUAUGAGGAAGUUCUAUAUUUAUGUAGGAGUGCAAAUGGUGGCAAAUUUUUUCACUUCAUUGGGAAGCACCCCCACUAUCAUGCUGGUUUUUAAAAAUGUUCAUCCUGAACUGAAGUCCCUUGCAGUGGGUUUCCAUGCACUAAUCAUGCGUGUCCUAGGAGGAAUUCCUGCUCCUAUAUAUUUUGGGGUUCUGAUUGAUAGAGCUUGUAUGAAAUGGUCCAUCAGUUCCUCUGGGAAGCAAGGGUCUUGCAGGAUAUAUGAUUCCAUUUUAUAUGGGUAAGUUAAAAAAAAUAAAAAAGAUAUGAAGGCAUCAGAAAAUGGAAGAAAAAUCAUAAAUGAAGCAGACUUAGAGCCCUUACGUAACGAUGGACAUUUGGUGCCUUCUGCUAGUACAAACAAUGAAAUACAUAUUUAA
This is a messenger RNA of Condylura cristata (star-nosed mole), 1914 nucleotides long. Its product is annotated as solute carrier organic anion transporter family member 1B3. Gene Ontology annotation, cellular component: membrane. Gene Ontology annotation, molecular function: protein binding. NCBI's taxonomy places the organism in Eukaryota, Metazoa, Chordata, Mammalia, Eulipotyphla, Talpidae. The record is from RefSeq and is a predicted model, not a curated record. Gene Ontology annotation, biological process: transmembrane transport; sodium-independent organic anion transport. The transcript has 13 exons.